AUGAGCUACGCACUCUACGACUCGGCCAUCCUCCUGGCCAAGGACGCCCUCAACUCCCUCUCUGCCAUCCUCAAGAAGGCCGAAGCCCACCCCAACGCCGCCAGCUUCCCCCAGGCCAAGCUCGCCGAGGACAUGCUCCCCCUGAGCUUCCAAGUCCACUGCGUCUCCGACGUUGCCCAAAAGAUUGUCGCCCGCACAACAGGCGUCGAGCCCUUGUCUCUCAACCGGGAGAAUUUCGACACAUUCGAGGCUUUCCACGCCCGCAUCGCCCAGGUGCUCGAGAUUGUGGAGAAGGCUGAUAGAGAGGCUGUUAACAAGCGGGAGGGAGAGAUUGUCACGCUUGGUCUUGGACCUGGAAAGUCGGCGCAGCUGGCUAGCAGGGAUUAUGUCAACGGAUACGGACUGCCCAACUUGUUUUUCCACUUGACUACUGCGUAUGCUAUUCUGCGCAAGGAGGGUGUUCCCCUGGGAAAGCAGGACUACCAGACUGCUUUCCUGGGCAAGUAUAUUCAGGCUUAA
Molecule: messenger RNA, 519 nt
Organism: Fusarium falciforme
Lineage: Eukaryota; Fungi; Ascomycota; Sordariomycetes; Hypocreales; Nectriaceae
Exons: 1
Coding region: 1-519 (172 amino acids)
Source: RefSeq, a predicted model, not a curated record